Messenger RNA from Passer domesticus (house sparrow), 2342 nucleotides. RefSeq names its product caspase 3 (gene CASP3). NCBI's taxonomy places the organism in Eukaryota, Metazoa, Chordata, Aves, Passeriformes, Passeridae. The record is from RefSeq and is a predicted model, not a curated record. The transcript has 8 exons. Gene Ontology annotation, biological process: neuron differentiation; positive regulation of neuron apoptotic process; keratinocyte differentiation. Gene Ontology annotation, cellular component: cytoplasm. Bases 343 to 1191 code for a protein of 282 amino acids.
UUUUAGCUGAUUUUACAGCUUCAUGCUGAGUAUCUAAAAGUCCAUUUGUUUUGGAAGAUCACAAUGCCGGCCCAGUGUCAGGGCUUUCCAGCAACUGCAUCCAGACCAGAAGCCAUGGGAAGAGCUGUCUCAGCCUUCCAUCUGUGGUAGCAGUAUUUAGUAGGGGGAUAGUGCCUCAUAGAAAAUGAAAUUUCUUGUUUGCUGCAUUACAUAAUACAGUUGUCAAAUCUGGAAUAAUUUGGUGAAGAAGAAGAUUUAAUUGCAUCAGUGCUCUGAAAUAAUAUUCAGAGUAACAUUGAAGAUCUUUUGAAGGCACUAAAAAUCUGAUAACUGAAAGCAAUAAUGACAGACAUAGGAGAUGGACCACAUCUGGGGAAAGAUCUGGCAGAUGCAAAAUCUAUUCCAGGUUUUAAAGGAAAGAACCUACCUGCUAGCAAAUCUAUGGACUCUGGAAUUCUGCCAGACUAUAGUUACAGAAUGGAUUAUCCAGAGAUGGGGGAAUGUGUAAUAAUAAACAAUAAGAACUUCUACCGACAUACUGGGAUGUCGUCCCGUUCAGGUACAGAUGCAGAUGCUGCAAGUGUCAGAGAAGUUUUUAUGAAGUUGGGAUAUAAAGUAAAGAUCAACAAUGAUCUUUCAUGUGAGGGCAUUUUUAAACUACUGAAAAAUGUUUCUGAAGAGGAUCACAGCAAGCGGAGCAGUUUUGUUUGCAUCUUGCUAAGCCAUGGCGACGAAGGAUUGAUCUAUGGUACAGAUGGGCCUCUGGAGCUGAAAGCACUAACAAGCCUUUUCAGAGGUGACAGGUGCAGAAGUUUAGCAGGAAAACCCAAGCUCUUUUUCAUUCAGGCUUGUAGAGGGACAGAAUUAGAUUCCGGUAUUGAGACAGACAGUGGCUCAGAAGAAACAAUAUGUCAGAAAAUACCUGUAGAGGCAGACUUCCUGUAUGCCUAUUCCACAGCUCCAGGCUAUUACUCCUGGAGGAAUUCAGUUCAAGGCUCGUGGUUUAUUCAGUCACUGUGUGAAAUGCUGAAGGAACACGCAAGGAAACUUGAACUCAUGCAGAUUUUAACUCGUGUCAAUCGCAGAGUGGCAGAGUAUGAGUCCUGCUCAACUCAACAGGAUUUUAAUGCAAAGAAACAGAUUCCAUGUAUUGUCUCUAUGCUCACCAAAGAAUUUUAUUUCCCUUCCUAAAAUAAUUUUUCAGUUCAUGCUAUUUAUCUGCAUUUAUAUGCAAUAUUAGUACAAAACAUCACUUUUAAACUGUUCACUACUGUGUAUGGCACAAUGAAGUGUUUCAAAGUUAGAUAUAUGUCUGUUGUUAGAGAUAAAAUGUAGUAUGGCUGUGUUGAAAUGCAAAGCUGAGUAGCUGAAGCAGAUUUGAAAGUAGCACUCUGAGUAUUGCAAAAAAUUAGGAAGGGAAGAUCAGAUUGUUUAUUGGAGAUCUUUGGUGCUACAUUUCACUUUGCUGAAGUGGCAGAGAAAAUAAACACCUCUUGUAAAUAGUUUGGUUUCAAAUCCUACAGAGAAGAUUCAGAAUGUCACUGGUGGUAAUAUGAUAGUAGUGUCAUCAUACAUUUCUUCUUAACUCAAGUUCUUAAAGUUUAGGUUAUAAAGUAACCUAAACUAUUUUUACACUUUUGGGCAUAAACUGUGGAAAACAGCCAUUUCAUAUUUUUGCAUACAAUUACAAAGCAUGUUUAGAGUACAGUCGGUUUUUCCUGAUAAUUUGUGAUAAUUUACUAACUUUCUGUAUGGAAUAUUAGGUAAAACAAUUAUAUCAGCAUGGUAGCUGUUUCAAAAUAAAUUGUGUAUUCUGACCUUGAAGCUGAGUGCCCAAGGGACCAGUCUUCCAAACUGUCUUUUUCUGCAGCUCCCUAAGGGUGGAGCUGUUGGGGCAUAUUUGGGGCUAUAAGAACCAAUGCAAAAGGAAGUCUGCAUUCUGAGCAGUCUGCUUUCCUCUCUUUAGCCUUAAAUAAUAAUGGGUUGGCUCUGUGUGUGCCACAUAUAAUCUGUGUGAAAACCUACAUUUGUGGUACUGGAGAAAUUUCACUUCAUAAUGCUAAUUCCAUGUGUUAACAAAUAGGAAAUUUAUAUCUCUUGACUCUGAAUUUUGUGAGACAGACUUUUACAAAAUUGCAAAACAUUUUUGCUGACAUUUCAACUUGCAGCAUUCUUUUUAAGAUAAGUGCAAGACAGAAUAUGAAAUUAUUAUAGGUGCUUGCAAAACAAUACUUGAAACCCUUUUAAAAUCGUGUAGCAAAAACAAUGUUGGCAACUUGAUGUCCACUUGCAGAGGCAUUUUCUACUUGUUUUUUUUAAUUAAAUACUGUUUUUGGAUUGUA